AUGUCUAGUCCAAGGAGCCCCGAAGGCCCGCGAAGAGGCUCUCCAGCCAAAUCGCCGUCACUUCCAAGAUCCCCGGAACCUACCGAGCCUCCAGCAGCUCCAGCAGCUCCAGCACCUACGGCAGAAGCAGAAGUGCCUCCAAUGGCAGAAAUUCCUUUUGAGCAAGACGAGAGCGGAGAUUCCGGCGUAGAUGGCGAUGACGAUGAUACCGCCUCAUCAACAGCCUCUCUGUCUGAGAGCAUAUACGACCACCGCCAGAUCCAUGGCCGGACGUUCCAGCACUCCAAGACGACCGAGUAUUGGGGUCCCAAUGACGACCGCCAAAACAAUGGACUCGAUAUCUCGCACCACUUCAUAACAAUGCUUCUCGGCGACCAGCUGUACGAGGCUCCCAUCAAGGAGCCCCCUACCAGAGUCUUGGACGUUGGCACAGGAACAGGCAUCUGGGCCAUCGACAUAGCUGACAUGUUUCCUUCCGCCGAAAUUAUAGGAACCGACAUAAGUCCCAUCCAGCCCACGUGGGUGCCGCCAAACUGCAUCUUCCACAUCGAAGACGCGCAGCUCGAAUGGACGUAUCCGCCGGAACAUUUCGACUUCAUCCACAUCCGGGCACUCUAUGGCAGCAUCAGCGACUGGAGCGAACUGUACAAGCAAGCCUUCACGGCGAUGAAGCCGGGAGGCUGGAUCGAGGACUUUGAAUUCAACAUUACGCUGAUGAGCGAUGUCCCCGAGGUUCGAGACGACCCUAAGCACAUCUUUAAGCGCUGGUCAGAGGUGUUUACCGAGGCCGGCGAGCGCAUGGGCCGGACGCUGCUCAUUGGCACCGGCGGGCAGAUGCGCAAGUUGAUGCAGGAGGCCGGCUUCAUCAACGUCGUUGAGAAGAACUACAAGGUCCCGAGCGGCAAAUGGAGCAGCGAUCCCGUCUUGAAAGAAGUUGGCGCAUACAACCUCGCCUUUCUUGACGAGAGCCUGGAGGGCUUCGCGCUCUUUAUGCUCAAGGAGAUUAUGGACUGGGACUACAUUGAGGUCCAGGUCUUUGUCUCGGAGAUGCGCAAGGCCAUCAAUAACCCAAAAAUUAGACCAUACUACAUCCUCACGAAUGUCUUUGCACGAAAACCGGAAGCUUGGGAGUAA
Messenger RNA from Trichoderma breve, 1134 nucleotides. RefSeq names its product methyltransferase domain-containing protein. The coding region runs from base 1 to 1134 and encodes 377 amino acids. Gene Ontology annotation, molecular function: methyltransferase activity. The record is from RefSeq and is a predicted model, not a curated record. The transcript has 4 exons. Lineage: Eukaryota; Fungi; Ascomycota; Sordariomycetes; Hypocreales; Hypocreaceae.